Messenger RNA from Populus trichocarpa (black cottonwood), 2463 nucleotides. Its product is annotated as GTP-binding protein BRASSINAZOLE INSENSITIVE PALE GREEN 2, chloroplastic. Gene Ontology annotation, molecular function: GTP binding. NCBI's taxonomy places the organism in Eukaryota, Viridiplantae, Streptophyta, Magnoliopsida, Malpighiales, Salicaceae. The transcript is spliced from 3 exons. Gene Ontology annotation, cellular component: mitochondrion. The coding region runs from base 114 to 1919 and encodes 601 amino acids. The record is from RefSeq and is a predicted model, not a curated record.
CCGUUUCCACCAACUUUAACUUCCAAAACCUCAUAGCAUCAUCAGCUGCUAAAACCUUAAACCCUCUUCUCCAGUUGCAAAAAUCAAUCAGCACCACCAAACAUCACAGAGAAAUGAUCAUAGCUAGAAACCUCCCUGCUUCAAAAACAAAACUCAAGCCUCUCUUAUCUCUCUCUUUUCUUGUUCAAUCACCCUUAACACCAUCAAAAACCCAUGAUUCCUAUUGUAAUUUCUAUCCGCAAAACCCUACAAAAACCAAUUUCCUGUAUUUUUUCUCUUCAAAACCCACCAAUCCAAACCCACCAAAGCACCAAACUUUUCCUUCUUUGCAUCUCACCAGAGAUGGAAAUUACGACGAUGCAACACCUCCGGCCACCGUCUGCCCUGGCUGUGGGGUCCACAUGCAAUAUACAAACCCAAAACACCCUGGUUUCUACAAAGAGCCAUCAGUUAAAGACCCGGAUUACAAGUCUGACGCCCACUUAGUACCCAUUUCACUAGAGUCGGAGUUUCCAGGUUCCCUCAAGAGGGGUUUCUUUGUUGAACCUGAUAGCCAAAACCCAGAUCUUGAUUUGGCUGAAAAUGAGUCAGUUUUGGGGAAAAGGCCUCCUGUAGUGUGUGCUAGGUGUCAUUCUUUGAGACAUUAUGGGAAAGUUAAGGAUCCAACCGUGGAGAAUUUGUUGCCCGAGUUUGAUUUUUAUCAUACAGUUGGUAGGCGUUUGGUUUCGAGUUCUGGAGCCAGGACUGUGGUUCUUUUGGUUGUUGAUGCUGUGGAUUUUGAUGGGUCGUUUCCUAAAAAAGUAGCUAAGUUAGUUUCGGAUUCGAUUGAGGAAAAUUUCACUGCUUGGAAAGAAGGGAAGUCGGGGAAUGUAGCUAGGAUUGUGCUUGUUGUGACUAAGAUUGAUUUGCUGCCUAGUUCAUUGUCGCCUUUAGGAUUUGAACAAUGGGUUAGGCGAAGAGCAAGGGAAGGUGGUGCUAGUGUGAUUAAGAAAGUGCAUUUAGUGAGUUCGGUGAGGAAUUGGGGAUUGAAGAAUUUGGCUGAGGAUGUGAUUGAAUUGGCAGGGGCUAGAGGUCAUGUGUGGGCUGUGGGGGCGCAGAAUGCAGGGAAGAGUACGUUGUUAAAUGCAAUGGCGAAGUGUGUUGGUGGAAAUGAAAGGAAGGUUAGUUAUUUGACGGAGGCUCCUGUGCCUGGUACGACGUUGGGGAUUGUUAGGGUGGAAGGUGUUCUUCCAGGGCAGGCAAAGCUAUUUGACACUCCAGGGCUUUUGAAUCCACAGCAGAUUACAACAAGGUUGAAUAGGGAGGAGCAGAGGCUUGUGCAUAUCAGCAAGGAGUUGAAACCAAGGACUUACAGAAUCAAGGAAGGUCAUUCAGUUCAUAUUGGCGGGCUCAUGAGACUGGAUAUUGUAGAAUUAUCAGUAGAUUCUCUAUAUGUCUCAGUGUGGGCAUCUCCAUAUCUUCCGUUACAUAUGGGGAAAACGGAAAAUGUAAGCACCAUGGUAGAAGACCAUUUCGGUCGUCAGUUACAGCCUCCAAUUGGGGAUAAGCGAGUUAAAGAUCUUGGAAAAUGGGUGAGACAGGAAUUUCAUGUCUCUGGGAACAGGUGGGACUCAAGUUCUGUAGAUGUUGCUGCUGCUGGUCUUGGUUGGUUUGGUAUUGGACUCAAAGGAGAGGCAAUCUUGGGUGUUUGGACAUAUGAAGGAGUUGGUGUUGUUCUUCGUGAUGCUUUGAUUCCUUAUAGAGCCCAGAGUUUUGAAGUAACAGGAUUUACUGUGUCAAAAAUUGUCUCAAAGGCUGACCAGGCUUUGAAUAAAUCUCUGAGCCAAAGUGAAAAGAAGAGGAAACAAAGUAACCAAGAAGUAGCUGCAUCAGCUGAAUUAUUAGUAUCAGCAAUUCAUGAAGAUGCAAAUUCUUGCUAGUAUGUCAGAUUCAUAGAAGAAAAGGAACAGUAUGUAAAACUGUUGCUGAGCUGAGCUGAGGUGGUGAUUAACAAACUAGUGAUGGUAGAAAUUGAACAACUGUAAACCUAUUUCAUGAGAUGAAGGAAAUAGCUGGCAACAUACACCAUCUGUAGAGGGAAGAUCUUUAAUUUUUGUGCCCGCUUGCCAAACCAAAAUCUUUUGAGGAGUAUAUGGGAAUGAGGCUAAUUCCCUUUUCAAACCAAAGUUUUUGGAGGAUCUAGUCGGGGAAGAGGCUUAUUUCAUUGUCCCCGUGGAACAUGGAUACAAAGGGUUCAUCUAUUUAGCAACUUGAAAGUUUGUUUGUCCACUAAAAAUAUUCAACCAGGCAUAUGAUUAAUUUUAAGGAUGCCACCACUGUUUUGUAGGACUCUCUACAGCUUUUCUUCUGCAGGAAGAGUUUGAUUACUUGUGUGAUAAAACUGCUACAGUUUGUAGCAAGUCCUGUAUUUAUGUGCCUUGCAACCCAGUUCUAUCUCAAGAUUUUCGUGUUUGGACUUGUAAA